AUGUCCGGCACCGAUAGGGAUCCGUCCCCACCGAUUGCGGCCUCCGGGCUCGCUCCCGCCGCCGAGCUCCUCCACGAGCAACAACCCGACGAUGAAGCCCCGCUUGAGCCCCCGAUGCCUCCAUUCGAGCCGCUCUUUGCACUCCUGACCAACUCUACCACAAACACCACCGUCCACCCCCGCAUCCACUACCUCUUCUCCGACGACGACCCUUCUGUCCUGGCGAGCCCUGCCGUCGACCGCGCCCUCGUCGUGGACCUCGUGCCUGCUCCCGAGGGAGACUCGAGUCGAUGGGCCGUAUCAUGGGCUGCGAGCUUGACACCAGACUUUGCCGUCACAAACUCCAACGUGGCUGUGCAACAAAGCGAGGGCGAUGACGACGGCCGUAACGGGGGCGCCCUCAUGCUCCGCGUCGAAGGCGUAGAACGCGAACCCGUCGAGAUGCGCCCCGACAGCCUCCCCAGCUCCGGGAGCGGCGCCAUCGGCGGCGAAGACGUCGACGUGCUCGCCGAGGACUUUCGGCGACGCAUGGGCGUGCUGAAGAAGGUUGUCGACGAGGGAGAGAAGCGACGUGCCCUAGUAGGACAACAACAUGAAGAAGAGCAAGUAGACGAGGACGAGGGUCCACCCGACGAGGCGAUAGUGGACUAUGACAGCGUCGAAAAGGGAAAGGAAAAGGCCAAGGACUGA
Fusarium keratoplasticum is the source of this 690-nucleotide messenger RNA. RefSeq lists its product as uncharacterized. The record is from RefSeq and is a predicted model, not a curated record. NCBI's taxonomy places the organism in Eukaryota, Fungi, Ascomycota, Sordariomycetes, Hypocreales, Nectriaceae. Bases 1 to 690 code for a protein of 229 amino acids. The transcript has a single exon.